Molecule: messenger RNA, 663 nt
Organism: Trichomonas vaginalis G3
Lineage: Eukaryota; Parabasalia; Trichomonadida; Trichomonadidae
Exons: 1
Coding region: 1-663 (220 amino acids)
Source: RefSeq, a predicted model, not a curated record
AUGUCAUUUCGUCAAUGGGUUAAAUCUUCUCCUGAUUAUAAAAACUACGCUUUUCAAAUUUCAGUUUCAAAAUGCGGAGAAAGUGAAUCAAAAGGAUGGUAUGCAUUUGAUAUUGCAUGGGGUGAUCUACGUUUUGAGAAUAACAACAUCACUUACAACAAAUGCAGUCGAUGUUCAUCAAUAGAUAGUGCCCUUGAUGGAAAAUCAAGUACAUGUAAUUUCUCAACAUUCAGAGAAAACAACCAAACUGGAAGUCCAUCUCUUGAAUUUGACAGUAAUUCUCCUUCAUUGAUACAAGCAGUUUCUUAUUGCAAUGUUAUUGGAAAUAAAUGCGGAACAGACAAUUCCCAAGUUCUAUUUUGGUGUAAUUUGAAUACUACUGUUGAUCACUGCGUAUUUUUAAAUAACACUGCAGCAUAUAUGUUUUAUAUUAGUAAAGGUUACACAUUGACUAUUACAGAUUCAUAUGUUAAAUCCAAUUCAAAAUCAGGAUUAGGAACUGUUACAUUUAAAAAUGAAAAAAGUAAUUCUGAUCUAAAUGAACUUUCACAUUUUUAUACAGAAAAUUGUUUCAUAGAACAAAAUCAAAUCACUUUUAUAUUACCUUAUUUAUCUAAAUUUGCAGAAACUUCAUCCAACGUAUUUCAAAAUUUCAAAAAAUAA